Molecule: messenger RNA, 7740 nt
Organism: Coccinella septempunctata (seven-spotted ladybird)
Lineage: Eukaryota; Metazoa; Arthropoda; Insecta; Coleoptera; Coccinellidae
Gene: pps
Product: death-inducer obliterator 1
Exons: 19
Coding region: 292-5853 (1853 amino acids)
Biological process (GO): DNA-templated transcription
Cellular component (GO): nucleus
Molecular function (GO): protein binding
Source: RefSeq, a predicted model, not a curated record
UUGUGUUCUGUGAUGUCAAAGUGGCAUAAAAGUCAUAACGGCGGCGUGGUGUAUUUUUAGCUCGUUACAAAAUGAACGUUUCAAAAUGAUAUAAAAUGCCGAUUCAUUCAAGAAGUUGCGAUGUGUUGUUCAAUAUAAGUGCUCUUAAAAUGGUUUGAGACGAAAUAACGUUGCAGCUAGUGCAGAAAAAAAUCUCGAAUCGUAAUACAUAACGAGUGCGUUUGUAGCGCUCUCUAUUGUUAUCAUACCCACUGACUUGGAUUCGAUAAUUAUUGAAUUUAGAUAUUAAAGAUGGCUCAUAGUGUUGUUAAGGUAACGGAUGCUAUGUUGAAUGACAGUUUGUUGUUACUAGUUGGUGAAGAUGGAACUGUAACACCUGACCGUGAAACAGUGGAGAAUUACCUGAAUUCAAAACCAGGCGCUACCAAUAUACAAUUGAUGCAUAUCAAUAAAACAGAUAAGAAGGGAAUCGAUAUAUCAGUUGAUCACUUCACUUUCAUACCAGAUGCAAUGAAUGAAGUUGAAGUCAAUGGUCCAGGUAUUGAGAGGGAGCCACUUGACAUGGAGGAAGUGGCUAGAAAUUUGCACAAUUUUCAAUUAGAUCAUGAUUACAUUACUUCUAUACCUUUGGGAGAAUCAAAAUUGGAGGAUUUGGUGCAAACAUUGGAAGAAAAUAUUGAACCCCAGCAGAAGGUACCUGCUAUUAUUUUAGAUAAUACUCUGUUGGUUCCCUCAUCUGAUUCAAUAGCUACUGAGCAAGUUGAACCGCUAUCUAAUCCACCAGAGACAGAGACGGAAACAGUUUCCACUACAGAGACAGAGAAAGUUUCAACUACUACUCCUUCAAUCAAAGGGAAAGCUAAAUUGAUCAAUACUGAGAAAGAAGCAACUCCCAAAGAAACAACCCAGAAAGUAGUUGAAAAAACUAAAACAAAAGAAAAACCAAAAAUAGUUCAGCAAAUAGAGAAAGAGUUUGAUGACGAUUUUGAUACUGAGGAAGAUUUUGAGAAUGACGAUGAUUUCGGAUUUGAAGAUGAUGAAAAUGAUUCAGAUUUCGAAAUCGAGCAGCCAAAAUUGAAAACUCCCAAAAAGACUCAACCGAAACGUAAGUCUCAACUUCGGGAAAGAACCCCCAGAGGUCAGGGUAAAGGAGAAUCCAAACAGCACAAAAUCGAGCUCAAACUCAAAGACAGUAAACCAUUGAAACCUCAGGAAGCACCGGAACAACCUAAGGUAACAGAAAAACCGUCAGAUACUACAGAAAAAGAUAAGGCUACUCCAGUUGUGGAUAAAAAGGUUCCCAAGAAGGAGAAGAAGAUACCUAAACCAAUACCAAACGAUUUCAUGUUAUUUUCAACACCUGAUAUUAUAAAGAGGGUAGGAAGUAAAGAUUCUCAAACAAUAGGUACACCGAGUAGUUCGUCAACAAACUCUCCCGCUAAAAUAUCAUUGGAAAACCGAUCCAGAUCAUCUUCAGCAGAUCAAUCGACUGUUAGUCCUAAUAAAAGUAGCAGGUCAAGUGUAGAUGGUAGGAUUCCCGAAAAAGACAAGCCCAAACAAGAAAUCAAGAACAAAGAUCGUAGACAAAGUUCCGAUAAAAGUAGAAAGAACAGCAUCGAUGAAAAAUCAAAAACUACCGAAGCUAAAAAAGAAUCCGCCCCUAAAAGCAACAGGUCGCUCAUCUCCCACAAUUUGUCUCUCACCGGAGAUAUGGAUCUGGAGAUGGCUACUCCGGAAGACAUCCGUUCGAUUAUCAUGACAGAGGAUGUCAAAUCUUACACUACUUCUACUUUACCGUUGGUACAAACGAGCGAGAUCAGUUCUACCGAAUCUGUUGAUCAAAAUAUCGCUUUGGAUGAUCUAGAUCAGAGCAUUCUCGAUAACAUCAAUAACGACGAGAUUUCCGAAGAUAUUUUAUAUCAAGUUGCGCAAUCUUUGGUUGGUAAUACAGAUCUUCAGAAGGCCAUCGAUAAGGGUUUGAAUGAGGGCAAUCUGGUACUGGAUCCCACAAUACAAGAGACUAUUUCUACAGAUUCUCAAGUAUCUCAACAGACGUCUCAAACAAGCAAUUCCCAGGAAGGAACUCCUCAAAGCGAUAUAAUCAAAAAGGGCACACAAAUUGUACGUCCUGAUGGUAGGAUCGUGAUUAUACCUCCAAUAGAAAGACCAACUACUAGAAGUCGAGGAAGGAAGAAGAACGAGGAACCAGAAACACCAAAAUUGACGAAACCCAUCAAACCUCUCGACAAUGAACACGUGUCCGGCAACGAAUUGGACAGCUCGGAGGCCGAGGACAACCAGGAGGAAGAGGAAUCCGAGGACGAUCCGAACAAACUUUGGUGCAUUUGCAACCAGCCGCACAACAACCGAUUCAUGAUUUGUUGCGAUACUUGCGAGGAGUGGUAUCAUGGAAAAUGCGUCAAUAUAACCAAGGCUAUGGGUCAGCAGAUGGAAGAGGAGGGCAAGGAAUGGAUAUGCCUGUUCUGUAAGAACCCUUCUAUGAAGAGACCUGCAGCGGCUGCCCGAAGGAUCAGGAAGGCGUCCAGAGCGUCGAUCGACAGUGCUGAAAGCUCGAAGAAAGUCGAGAAGAAGAAGGUCGAAGCCGUCGUUAGUAAAGUUAGUUGUAUUGUGUGUCAGAAACCGGCAAGGGAAAAUUCGAUAUAUUGCAGCCAGUCUUGCAUACUAGCACACGCUUCUGGUGUAGAAAAGGUGGUAGUAUUUGAGAAAUCCAGUGGUAGAAUGUUGAGUGGUAAUAAGGCGCCAACUGUGGCUAAUUUGGAGAAGUGGCUAAAAGCGCAUCCCACGUUCGAAGUUUAUCGCUCCAAAGGACAAAUCGUUACUUCUAAACCCCGCCAGAAACAGCAAGUCCUCACACAGUCCAAGUUGAAACUCGUGAAGAAUACUGAAGAUCAAGGUGUCUCAUUAGAAGUAAGGAAGAAGGGCGUGAAAGUCGGUGCUCUCAAACAUCUUCCGAAACAUGAAGAACCACCUGCGGAAUCCAAGUCUCCCGCUCCCAAACCGACAGCGAUCAGAUCCGAGCCUUUACAGGCCCAAAAAUUCUACGCUAAAACCACGUCGAUACCGGGGACUAAGAAAGCCGAAACCACCCCAGUGAAACCUCCGAAACCCACCACGCCAACGUUGAACAAAAUCCCCAAACUGGUCCAAAGCACCCUCAAAACCACCGCGACCGUCUCCAUCCCCAAGGAGAAACCUCAACCCGUAAAAACGGCCAAACCUAGACAGCCGGAACAGCAACAACAACAACCGACUGCUCCGCAAGUGACCACUCCCAAGCAGGAAAAUAUCAGAGAGAACGUUCAAAAGACGCUUUUCGAACAGCUGACGAACAGGAUCAAGUUAGACGGAACCAUCAAAUUGACGGAGGACGAGGUGAAGGAAAUAUCCAAUGAGAUCGAAUCGCAACUGUACAAGUGUUUCGGAGAUACGGGCCAGAAAUAUAGGAAUAAAUAUCGUAGCUUGAUCUUCAACAUAAAGGACGUCAAGAAUCAUACUUUGUGGAAGAGGAUCUGCGAGAAAUCCGUGAAUGCGUAUCAGUUGGUGAGAUUGUCACCGGAUGAUCUAGCUAGUCAGGAAUUGGCCUUAUGGAGGGAGAGAGAAGCCAAGCAUUCCCUAGAUAUGAUCAAAAAGUCUGAACUGGAGUUAUUGAACUUUUCUAGGCAAUACGUGUUGAAAACGCACAAAGGUGAACAAGUUGUUGAUGACGAAAACAGGCAAGACAAAGUGGACAACACCGAAGUUAUCCGUACGCUAACGGAAGAUCACAGCUCGGACGUCAAAGAUUCCAAAUCGGACGGGGGAAAAGAGUCUCAGAAGAAGAGUUCGUCGAAGCACGGUCACAGAGGAGACAGGAAAUCCAGCAAAGACCGAAGCGUCUCCAAAGAUCACAAAAAACACAGAAGAUCCUCCAGUCGAGACAGGAAUAAGGACAAAGAGAGGAGCAGGUCUAGGAGGUCGAGCAGCAAAGAUAGGAGUUCGAAGAAAGAUAGGAAAAGGUCGAGGAGCAGGGAGAGGUACAGGAAGUCUUCGCACAAGAGCUCCAGGCACAAGAAGGAAACGUCGCACAUAUCCUCGACGGAUAAACUGGAUAAGAAGUCCAAGGAAAUAUUGGAACAAUUGGUCGAUAAUAAGAUUGUACCGCCUCUGGAGGACAGGUUGUGGAAGCAUGUUCCUCAGGAGGAUGUAGUCCCCGGACCUGCUGAGAGCGAUAGUGACCACGAACCGUCUUCGACAGUUACUAUACCAACACCGCCACAUAACAUUGAAGCAGACGAUCAAGGAUCUCAGUCGUCGGAAUCGAAAACUGUUGAGCCUCCUGAGACGAAGGAGCCUGAAGUCGAGAGAAGCAUGUCACCACCGCUAUCUAAAAAACAACCCGAAGAAAUCUGGAGGGGUACAAUAGGCAUGAUUGACGUGGCCCAUCUAACAAUAUCGGCACAAGAAGUUUCAGGCGACUGUUCCGAUCUGAGCGAACAGCUACCCGGCAAGUUGGAGAUCGUCGGUAGGAUAUCGCCGGAAACCGUGUGGGAGUACAUAGGGAAGAUGAAAUGCUCGAACAGCAAGAUAAUAUCGUUGGUGCGAUUGACGGCAGUCGACGUGGUCGAGAAGAUGCCCUACCUCGCGUUGUACAGUUAUCUGUCGAGCAGGAAGAGGCUGGGCGUCGUGAAGAGCACGAACAAGGCCAUCAAGGAUUUCUACAUUUUGCCCCUGGCGCCCCAGACCCCGAUCCCGCAAGCGCUGCUGCCCAUCAACGGUCCAGGCUUCGAGGAGUCUCGUCCGGCACUGUUGCUCGGCAUCAUCGUCAGGGACAAGAGAAAGCGAGGUUACACCUCAGACGGCCUACAUCCCCUUCCUUCCACCACGCCGAAAAAACAGAGGAUCGGAACGCCACCUUUACCCUCCGGCGCGCCCCUGGUAGCGGUUGAAUUGCCGCAGGUCGUCGAGGCCCCGCCGAGGUCCUACACGCCCCCGUCGAUGGUAUCGACGCCGCCCCCUUCCGUGUCCAAGGAUCCGCGCAUAAAGUUGGCGAUACCGACGCCGCCAGUUCUGAAGGAAAUCGACGAUGGUGACGAGCCGUACAGUCCCGAAGACUCGGAUCCCGAUAACACGAUCGUACAAGCACACAGUUUCCCCGUUGUGCCAGACGCUAAGCCGACGAUCUCCCUUCCGAUGGCGUCAUCUUUCGAUUAUACGCCAGUUAUACCAGGUCUGGACGUGGGCGGUCCCCUUCCCGCCACGCCGCUGGAAAUACAGAAACAGAUGGAGGAGCUGAACAAGAAGAUAGAGGCUCAGAAGUCCGAGAUUAACAGCAUCUCGAAGAACAUCGUUUCGGCGUCAUCCGAAAUAGGUCAUUCCGCUUUGGCGAAUAUAGCUCUACCCAGCAAUCUGCAACAGAUUUUGGAUAGUAUCAAAACUAUAUCCACCGAAGGAAAUGCCGAGGAACCGCGCGCUCCUCCGAAACCCGCCGACCCGAGCCUGACCAUCCCCCUGAUGUUGCCGAAGAGUUUCACCAGACCGCCGCCGCCGAUCGUUCCGCAGCAUCCGCCGCCGGUAACCGCCAUGUUGCCGGACUUCUCGACCAACACGAUACCGCUCAAGCUGCCCACCAAGCCCAAGAUGAAGGCGCCGUCCGGCGACGACUCGCCCGGCCUCCUAAGCUCGCUGACCGAGGAGGAGCUGGUCAAGAAGGCGGCCGAGAUGCUGGGCGAGACCGAACUGACGCCGAGCAAGCACAAGUCGUCCGGCCAGCUGGAUUACCAGGCCAAGAGGCCGCGACUCGACAACGAGUCCAGUUUCGACAUAGAGCCGGCCAUUCCCGGUAUCGAUAAUUAGUCGGGUAGGAGGACGUAGUGAGGGAAAAACGGGAAUCGGACUCCGCCAUUCGGAUCUUCGGCGAGAAUUUGCCGAAAGAGGAACGCCACUGCACUGGGUAUGGUGCGUUUCUAGUGUUUGACGGGCGGAUUCUGGUUCUCGUUUUUUCUGUGGCCUAGAAUUUUUAAUAGUUAGUGAUUUGUCGACGUCGCUCGAUGUUCAGCAACGCUUGCCAACCUUGUGAUACUCGAAAAACAGCGGUAUUUCAAUGGUUGCAUCACAGAACAAGUACUGAAGUGUCAGAUAUUGAAAAUUUUGUGACUUCACAUAGAGGUGAUGUAAAGCUACCACAGAACUCCAUAGUAGUUCAGGUGUUCUGUGACGGAACCAUAAAUGUGACAACAAAACAAGGAAAAAUGCCCAAGUAACGUCAAAACUUCACUUGAGAACGCAAUAUAAACUUUUUAUCAUCACUUGGAUUUAAUAGUCGGGCACAUUUCCAAGAACUGUCCAAAAAGGGACAUUGUAGCAGUUUUUUCGAAUAUUUACAAGGUUGAGGAGCGUUUCUGAACUCGUCCAUUGAGCUGCAAGAUGCCUCUUUGAGAUUGUGCUAUGGUAUGAUCUCCUUGACAAGCUUAUCCAAAUGUCAACUGUCGAAGUGAGAGGUUAACGUCUUCUUUAAGCUUCACCUGAACCCGCAAUACUUUUUUUUUAUUUUGCCGACUUUCAUCGAAUUUCAGUACAUACUUGAAUCGGUUGAAUAUCUGCAGUGAAUUUAACGAAGAAAUUUUCAUUUUUAAAUUUUUCUUUCAUUUUAUCACCGAAGAAUGAAAGUUUCUUUAUUUAAUAUUGAAAAAAUCCCAUAACUCAAUUUAUUGGAAUAGCGCUACAAAAAAAUUACAAGGAAUAAUGGUGUAAUAUAGUAAUUGAUCGAAUAUUAAACAUCCGGAUAUUCAAUCGUUUCAAAUUUUGUAAUGAAAAGGUCUAACGGGAUGUAUAAAAUUGAUUUCAACCAGGGACAUUCUAGUAUGUACUGCAAUUUUUAUAGAGUUUAAAAUUACUGCAUGUUAAAUUGAAAUUUACCGAUUUCAUAAUUUUCAUCGUUUCAUCUCAUCUUGUGUGAUGUUGUUACUCAAGUUUUUGAAAGUAUCGAAGCCAAAACAGUUGGAAGAUUAGAAAGAAGGUUAGAUACUAAUUCUGCAUCUCCUAAAUGAAGAUGAUUUAUAAUUUGUAGAAACUUUGACUCGAUCGUUGGUGAAAAAAGGACAAGAAUUUUAUUUUUCAAAAAUUAAGAAAAGAAAUUAUGUCGUAUUUCCUAUAUUUUCGCAAACUUCUGAUACAAAAUUGUUUUGUAGUUGUUUAAAUUGAUGAUCGGAAAACCUCUUGCUACGUAAUAAAAGAUUCAUUUAUAAUUUUCAGAGAUUCGGGUAGGUUACUUUUCAUAUUUCUAUUUUUCAAUUUAACAUGUUGUAUUGAUCAUUGAAUAUCGCUUGUUUUUCUUCUGAAGGAGAGAUAACUUGAAUAAAUGUGCAAAAAUCUCAAGCAUGUUGGUGUUUUCGGUUUCGAUGGAAACCUAACAUACCAGUUUUGUUUUUUAAUUAUGUAAUCACUCUUAAAAAAAUGAUUAUUUUAUUUCUGAAAAUGUUCCGUACUGGCAUGAAAAAUUAAUGUAUAGUUGAAUAUUGUACAAAUAUAUAUUUAAGUUUAUUCUUCUUGCUAAACAAGGUUAUUAGUUGUUAAUUGACUUGUACAUAAAUACAUUAUAUAUACAUAAAUUAGUGAAUUGAUUUCGUGAUUUUUAGAUCAUAACGAUGUUAGGGUUCUUUCAAUGAGAAUAUGUUACAAUGCAUUUUUAUGUAGUUUCUUGUUUCUUAAUAUUCCCUAAAAUUAAAGUCUACCUACAUUAGA